GCCUGGUUCUGAAAAAGUAUUUAAGGCGGAUUUGGUACUUCUCGCCAUGGGCUUCCUGGGACCAGAGCGUGCUAUCGCCGAUCAGCUUGGCCUUACACUAGACGCUCGUUCUAAUUUUAAUACCAAAGAUUACAAAACUAAUUUACCAAACGUUUACGCGGCAGGAGAUUGCCGCCGUGGACAGUCUUUAGUUGUUUGGGCGAUCGCGGAAGGUCGUCAAGCCGCUAGAAAAGCGGACGAAUUUUUAAACAAGGGUGAAACUGCACUACCUGGCCCCGGUGGCAUUGUUCAACCGAAUUUAAUUCCAGUAGCUUGCCCAGUUUAAAAUGUUUUAAUUUUAUUUUGUAUUAGUGUUUGAAAUGUUAUUAAAGGAAGUAUUUAAUUAC
Molecule: messenger RNA, 386 nt
Organism: Photinus pyralis (common eastern firefly)
Lineage: Eukaryota; Metazoa; Arthropoda; Insecta; Coleoptera; Lampyridae
Product: putative glutamate synthase [NADPH]
Exons: 2
Coding region: 47-325 (92 amino acids)
Molecular function (GO): oxidoreductase activity
Source: RefSeq, a predicted model, not a curated record